GUACCGAUCGUAUUUACUCGUUAAUCGCUCGAGUCGGACGGAUUGUCAAGUCUCGAUCGUGUCAUUAAUUGGUGAAUUCGCGAACCGGUCUUUGCGACGGAUCGGACACACGUGCAAAAUAAAAUUUACAAUAAUAAUAAUAUUAACAAUAAUAUUAAAAAUAGUAUGCAUAGUAUUAUUAAUAUUUAAAAUAUUUCAAUCAUGUCUAUCCUUGCGUUAUCUUCGGUUUGUGUGACUGUCGUUUUCCUCCUCAUUGUUGCCGAUGUCCGAUCCGGCGAUAUCGACAGACGCGCAAACCACGACUACCCAAAGAUUUGGUUCUCAAAAAUCUUCUAUGAGACGCUGGAAGAUUUCACCGGGCCCACAGAUAUUGGCAGCUCGGAGUGUCGAAAACAGAUGCAGAUGUACGUCAGCCACUUGCAAAACGAUUCGCUGUGGGCCAUUCAGAUGUCCGAUUCGUGGAGUCGGUAUCCAAACGGCAUACUCGUUGGCACCUCACACCAGAUGGGCGUAUACGAAGAGUGCGUCAAAGUUCACCAGCCCGUUAUGGGUAAAUACUGCAUACCAUCCGUCAAGAUCAGCUCAUCGGCUGGCGUCGAUUUUACAGCCAAAAAAACUGACAAACUACACGUGAAUGACAACGCCUGGCAAGAGAUACUCGGGUUCGUAGAUCGCGAUAACCAACAGCGCAGAAAUGUCAUAAAAUUCGGCAUUUGCAUACCGGACUCUUGCACAGCUGACGACCUCCAGGUAACGUUGCAGAAGAAAUUCGACAUACACUUCCUACCGCACCAGGUUAAAGCUCAAGUCCAAGUUGAUUCGAUAUUGUGUUCGACGGACAAGGACGCGUAUCCGUACGAUACUGGUUACUAUUUGACCAGUUCACUAGUUGGAAUCUUGGUCCUGAUGUGCUGCGUGUCGACGGCGUUCCAUUUAAUAGUAAUAAUGCGGAAUAACAACGGGAAAAAGUGCAAAAUGUCGGAAAUAUUCAACACGUUCUCGUUGAUUCGCAACGGCAGAGAUCUGAUCAAGUACAACAGGAACAACGAUCUGAACAUAUUCAAUGGGCUAAAGGUUUAUACCAUGAUUUUGGUGCUGUUCGGCCAUAAAUUUUUGUACUUUGUAAUAAAUCCGAUCACGUACACGAUGCAACUCGAAAAGAUGUAUACGGAAGGACCGGAUUUCUUAUUGACAUCCAUGAAUUUGAUCGAUCCGUUUUUUUACAUUGCCGGUUAUUUAAUGUACAUCAUGUUGAUCCCGCAAUUCAACAAACCCGGCACCAGUUGGUACCAGAUACUUAUGGUGAUCGCUUACAAAUACAUGAAGGUUCUACCAUCUUAUGGGAUAGUAAUGCUGAUGACGGCUUUCGUCAUACCUCAUCUGGGGAACGGGCCGUUUUGGGCCUCGAGAAUGUGGCACGAAGCGGAUAAUUGCAAAACAUAUUGGUGGGCAAAUAUAUUGGCAGUCAGCAACUUCAUACCAGUCGAAAAUCAAUGUCUCAUUGCCGGCUGGUAUGUAUCGUGUCUGCUACAGUUUCUCGUCAUCGGGACCACUGUGGUUUACGUGUACGUCAAACGCCGAAAAAUUGGAAUAUAUUUAAUUGUCAUACUCUUGUGUGCGUCUUUGGCGAUAUCGUUCGUUACAACCUACGUCAACCAAGCUUACGGAAUAGUUCGUGUAAUGUAUUCGUUCCUGGAGAGUCCAAGCAAUUCAACGGAGUUCAGAAAUUACUACCGACCGUUUUUCUAUCGGGGUACACCUUUCUUCACUGGAUUACUUGCCGGCAUCGUUGUUGAAGAGCUGAAAAAACGGGAAAUUAAGUUUUCCACGACCGUCGUCUACGUCGGGACUCUGGUAGUCAGCGCCGCUUGCAUUUGGGGCCAGUUAUACGGUGCGCGGUUCCACGACGUGUUCAGGCCAUAUGACGUACUCGAACAGUCUGUGUAUGCUGCUUUCAGCCACUGCACGUGGGCCAUCAUACUGUUCUGGUUGACGUUGUGUCAUUUCACCACCGGUUUCGGACCAAUAGAAAAACUGUUCAACAACAGAUUAACGGUGCCACUGGGCAGAUUAUCCUAUACGGUUUAUCUUGUCAACAUCACCGUCAUGAUGAUGAUAGAAAGUAAACAAAGAACAGCCGUAACCCCUACAUCAUAUUUGUUGAUUGAUGGAUGGAUUUUCGGAGCAUUUAGAACAUACAUGGUGGGUACCAUACUGUAUUUGCUUAUCGAAGCACCGUCAGGGCUGUUGAUCAAAAAAUUAUUGUUUGGAAAAAAACACGAACACAACGGAACUGCUGUGAUGCCGCCAAAUCGGACGAACUCGGCCAACAACACAGAAACUGAACAAAAAAACACCUCACGUCUGUAGUAAACGCUCAAACCGUGAGCAGGCUUAUCUGUGAAUAAUAUUCUAAUAUAAUAUAUCGCUUACAUAUACACGGUGUCUCAAAUCUCAAUGUACCCAAGUCAGGUAUUGAAGAUUUUUAGUCAAUAACUAAUAUUUGUCCUAUGUACGUAUGUAUAAGAUUUCGGAAAAUCAUAUCAGUAUUAAGGGGGGGGGGGGUCACAGAGUAAUAGUCACAAUAUAAUAACAACUAUUAUAAGACAUAAUACAUUAAUACAGUUCGCCCAAAUGCAAUACAAAUCCAAACGUUUGUUUUCAUAUCUGUCUAAACAUUUCUUAUAUAUAGCACCAAUAACAUUUUACUAACAUUAAUAUUCAUCCAAUGACCACCAUUGAUGUCAUGGACUUGAUUUAAUAAACUAAAAGAAAUUUAUUUUUAUUUUUAUAAUAUAGUAUUAUCAUUAGAUAGAACUAAUCCCUGUACGUUCCUAUUCAAAAUAUAUCUAAUUAUUAAUUGGAUAUAUUUCGAGCAUAGAACAAAUAUAAUGUAUACUGUUAUUAAAGAGGACACAUACGCAUUGAGACACCAUGUAGGUGAUUUGUACAUAAUAUUAUAUAAUAUAUUUGUAUGUAUAUAAUAGAGUUGUAUAUUGUUAGUAAUUGUAGACAAUAUUUAAAUAUGACGUAUUGUUUUCGUCUGA
Molecule: messenger RNA, 3047 nt
Organism: Myzus persicae (green peach aphid)
Lineage: Eukaryota; Metazoa; Arthropoda; Insecta; Hemiptera; Aphididae
Product: nose resistant to fluoxetine protein 6-like
Exons: 13
Coding region: 202-2370 (722 amino acids)
Molecular function (GO): acyltransferase activity, transferring groups other than amino-acyl groups
Source: RefSeq, a predicted model, not a curated record